CGGUAUAAAACCCCGCCGCGCGUGGCCGCCCGCUCGCAGUCGCCCCGCGCCCCCGGCCUCGUGUGGACGCCCCUUCCGCGCAGCAGUAGCACGCUCUCCUCCUCCUCCUUCUUACUAUUCUCCUUAAAGACAAGCCCGCACCACUCCUCCAAAGAUGGAUGAUGAUAUCGCUGCGCUCGUGGUUGACAACGGCUCCGGAAUGUGCAAGGCUGGCUUUGCCGGGGAUGAUGCCCCUCGCGCCGUGUUCCCGUCCAUCGUCGGCCGCCCCAGGCACCAGGGCGUGAUGGUUGGCAUGGGCCAGAAAGACAGCUACGUUGGGGACGAGGCGCAGAGUAAAAGAGGCAUCCUGACCCUGAAGUAUCCCAUCGAACACGGCAUCGUCACCAACUGGGACGACAUGGAAAAGAUCUGGCACCACACCUUCUACAACGAGUUGAGAGUUGCCCCUGAAGAACACCCCGUGCUGCUGACAGAGGCCCCCUUGAACCCCAAAGCCAACAGAGAAAAGAUGACACAGAUCAUGUUUGAGACCUUCAACACCCCCGCCAUGUACGUGGCCAUCCAGGCCGUGCUGUCCCUGUACGCCUCUGGCCGCACCACCGGCAUUGUGAUGGACUCUGGCGACGGCGUCACCCACACCGUGCCCAUCUACGAAGGUUACGCCCUGCCCCACGCCAUCCUCCGCUUGGACCUGGCUGGCCGCGACUUGACCGACUACCUCAUGAAGAUCUUGACCGAGAGAGGCUACAGCUUCACCACCACGGCCGAGAGGGAAAUCGUCCGCGACAUCAAGGAGAAGCUCUGCUACGUCGCGCUCGACUUCGAGCAGGAGAUGGCCACCGCGGCUUCCAGCUCCUCCCUGGAAAAGAGCUACGAACUCCCUGACGGGCAGGUGAUCACCAUCGGCAACGAGCGGUUCAGGUGCCCGGAGGCCCUCUUCCAGCCAUCCUUUUUGGGUAUGGAGUCCUGCGGUAUCCAUGAAACCACCUUCAACUCCAUCAUGAAGUGCGACGUGGACAUCCGCAAAGACCUGUACGCCAACACCGUCCUGUCUGGCGGCACCACCAUGUACCCAGGCAUCGCUGACAGGAUGCAGAAGGAGAUCACAGCCCUGGCUCCCAGCACAAUGAAAAUCAAGAUCAUUGCCCCACCGGAGCGUAAAUACUCCGUCUGGAUCGGAGGCUCCAUCCUUGCCUCCCUGUCGACCUUCCAGCAGAUGUGGAUCAGCAAGCAAGAGUACGACGAAUCCGGACCUUCCAUCGUCCACCGCAAAUGCUUCUAAGAAAAAACAAAACAAAAACCAGGACUAGUUACAUAUAAUAACGGUUUUCUCCUUCUUUUUUUUUGACAAAACAAAAUCCCCAUAAUUGCGCGUAAAACAAAAAAAAAAGAGUUGAGAUUUGGCAUGGCUUUAUUUGUGUUUCCUUUUUUUCUUCUAUUUUGGCGCUUGACUCAGGAUAUAAAAACUGGAACGGUGAAAAAAGAGAGCGAAAAACGUGUCCCCCCCCCCCCCCCAAAGUUCUACCACGCAUCUUGAGGACUUUGAUUGUACAUUUGUGUUCUUCCUUUUUUUAAAAAAAAUAAUAAUAAUAUAGUCAUUCCAAAUAAUUGUCUAAGAGUGCAUUGAGAGGAAGUUAAACCCUGAGCGACAGCCCGGCUCCGGAAGGAGCGGAAAUACACUUUUUAAUUCUUGGGAAAGUAGAAUGGCUUGUCACGCGAAUCAUUGAAAAUCCAACAAGUGUCUUUUCUGUAUCUUGCGCCUUAAAACAAACGAAAAACCGCCUCGAUCCUCUUCUGAUUUCCCUCCCCUUCCCUGUUUUAGGUCAAGCAAAUGAUGAUGAUGAUGAUGAUGGGCUGUAUAUGUUUCUCUUCUUCCCAAUCCAGUUGCAAAGGCUUGCAGUUAGCCCUUUCUCCCGCUCUUCUUUGGGGGAAAUCCUUACACAGAUUUGGUGCCAGUAUGUAUUCGGGAUCCAGUGGGGGCAGAACUGUACACUGACCUAAAAGAACGGUUCAAAUAAAGAUGCACACCAUA
Molecule: messenger RNA, 2032 nt
Organism: Anolis carolinensis (green anole)
Lineage: Eukaryota; Metazoa; Chordata; Lepidosauria; Squamata; Anolidae
Gene: actb
Product: actin beta
Exons: 6
Coding region: 155-1282 (375 amino acids)
Source: RefSeq, a predicted model, not a curated record